CUCCGAGUACUACAACCGUUUUGGCUUCUCCAGUAACACAAACCGAGUCGAACAAAGGUCACGAGGAUGAACGGGACAUGAGUUCUAGUACUAGACCAGCUUCGAACUUCGUUGUAGGGAACUCCUGCAUUUACAACAGUGCAGACUUCAUUGUUGGAGGAGGACCACCUGUUGCCGGGAACACACUCGACAGAAGUAGGAUGACAAAAUGUAGUAAAGUUUCGCUAUUUUCGUCCACAACUUUCAACAUAGAGCAGUCCUCACCUAUCUAUCACAGCGAUCAUCUUGCCGAAGCCGAACAAGGAGAACUAGAAGACUCCGCUGCAAGACCGGAAGAAGGAGGAGGCGGUCGAGAGUCUCAUUUUUCUCAAGGACAGGCAGCUGCCUCUCAGACCGACACCACGGCCAGGCUCGUCAGAGAAGCUCUAGCCUCUAAAAGGCAGGAGGUCGAAAAUUCGAAUGAAGAGGACUUUGUUGAAGUCACUGAAGAGACUAGUCCAGGAAGUUGC
Amoebophrya sp. A25 is the source of this 509-nucleotide messenger RNA. The record is from the annotation of a GenBank genome assembly. NCBI's taxonomy places the organism in Eukaryota, Dinophyceae, Syndiniales, Amoebophryaceae.